AUGGCAACAACCAGCAUCCCUGUGCUGGUCCGUCGUCUGCGCAGCAGUGCAGGAGUCAGGGCGGUGGAGGCAGCCAAGGAGCUGGCGGGCCGCUCAUACACCAGCGCCGCCGACAGUUCAGCCAUCAUUGAUGCGGGCGGCCUUCCGGUGCUGCUGCAGCACCUCACCAGCAGCCACAGCAGCGCGUAUUUGCGAGAGAUGGCAGUGAUAAUUUUGUCCGGCCUUGCCUCGCCUGACAGCAACGCAGCCAUUGCAGCAGCGGGCACCAUCCCCGUGCUGGUGCAAUACCUGCGCAGCACCAGGCGCAGGAUCGGGCAAGCAGCGGCAUUUGCGGUGCUCUGCAGCGUGGCCAAGGGCAGCCCUGAAAGAAAGGCAGCGAUUGCAGCGGCGGGCGCCGUUCCUGUGCUGAUCCAACUCCUGGAUAGCGACAACAGCAAGGAUAUGCAGGCGGCAGCAGCAGAGUUGUUGCGCACUCUCACUGACAGCAGCCCCGCCAGUUCUGCGGCCAUCACAGCUGCUGGCGCCAUCCCAAUGAUUGUUCAGCACCUCAGCAGCAGCGCCUUGCCUGCAAAGUCGCCAGCGUAA
This is a messenger RNA of Chlorella variabilis, 585 nucleotides long. RefSeq lists its product as hypothetical. Gene Ontology annotation, molecular function: protein binding. Bases 1 to 585 code for a protein of 194 amino acids. The transcript has 2 exons. The record is from RefSeq and is a predicted model, not a curated record. Lineage: Eukaryota; Viridiplantae; Chlorophyta; Trebouxiophyceae; Chlorellales; Chlorellaceae.